Fusarium musae is the source of this 1482-nucleotide messenger RNA. RefSeq lists its product as uncharacterized. The record is from RefSeq and is a predicted model, not a curated record. Gene Ontology annotation, molecular function: zinc ion binding; metalloaminopeptidase activity. Gene Ontology annotation, cellular component: fungal-type vacuole. Gene Ontology annotation, biological process: proteolysis. The coding region runs from base 1 to 1482 and encodes 493 amino acids. NCBI's taxonomy places the organism in Eukaryota, Fungi, Ascomycota, Sordariomycetes, Hypocreales, Nectriaceae. The transcript has 2 exons.
AUGGCACCUCCUCAAGAAGCUCUCGACUUUAUUGAGUUUGUCAAUGAGUCGCCAACUCCUUAUCAUGCCGUUCAGUCCGCCUCGGCUCGCUUCGAAAAGGCCGGUUUCAAGCUUAUCCGUGAGCGCGACUCUUGGGCUUCCACCCUCCGACCUGGCGGCAAAUACUACCUCACCCGCAAUGCUUCGACUAUCGUAGCCUUCACUAUCGGUCGAAAGUGGCGCCCUGGAAACCCUGUCGCCAUCAUUGGAGCCCAUACCGACUCUCCCUGUCUACGACUGAAGCCCGUAUCCAAGAAGAGCAACGUCGGUUACCUCCAGAUUGGCGUUGAGACAUAUGGCGGUGGUAUCUGGACCUCGUGGUUCGACCGUGACUUGAGUAUUGCCGGCCGUGUCCUGGUCAAGGAGGGUGACAACUUUGUUUCAAAGCUCGUCAAGGUUGACAAGCCUUUGGUCAGAAUCCCAACCCUCGCCAUUCACCUCCACCGACAGACCAACUUCGACCCCAACAAGGAGACCGAGCUUUUCCCCAUUGCAGGUCUUGUUGCAGCUGAGCUUAACAAGGGAACAAAGGAUGAGAAGCCCGAGGAGAAGAAGGAUGACAAUGAGGAAGAUGAGGAGUUCAGGCCACUCAAGGUCAUCACUGAGAGACACCACCCUCAGGUCCUUGACGUUAUUGCAGCUGAGGCAGGAGUCGAGGUCUCUGCGAUUGUAGACUUUGAACUGAUUCUCUACGAUACUCAAAAGUCAUGCAUCGGUGGUCUUAGCGACGAGUUUAUCUUUUCUCCUCGUCUCGAUAACCUUGGCAUGACAUACUGCUCCGUAGAGGGACUUAUCGAGUCCGUCAAGGAUGAGUCCUCGCUCGAGGAAGACAGCACCAUUCGAUUGAUCGUUUGCUUUGAUCACGAAGAGAUCGGCUCGACCUCAGCACAGGGUGCCAACUCCAACCUGUUGCCAUCAGUCAUCCGCCGUCUGUCUGUUCUUCCUGGAAAGGACACGGCCAGUGAAGGUAGCUAUGAGGCUGUCCACCACGAUAACGAGGAGGCUACAGCAUACGAGCAGACUCUAUCACGAUCUUUCCUCGUAUCUGCUGAUAUGGCCCACUCUGUGCAUCCCAACUAUGCUGGCAAAUACGAGUCUUCGCAUCAGCCAGCCAUGAACGGCGGAACUGUUAUCAAGAUCAACGCCAACCAGCGCUACGCUACCAACUCCCCAGGAAUAGUGCUCCUUCAGGAGUGUGCUCGUGCAGCUGGCGUUCCUCUCCAGCUCUUUGUCGUCCGCAACGAUUCGCCUUGCGGUAGCACCAUCGGACCCGGUCUCGCUGCCGCCCUUGGUAUGAGGACUCUGGACCUCGGAAACCCACAGCUCAGCAUGCACAGCAUUCGUGAGACGGGGGGUACUGCCGAUGUCGCCUACGGUAUCAAGCUGUUCAAGGGAUUCUUUGAGAACUAUGGAUCCCUGGAGCCCAAGAUUCUCAUCGAUUAA